CCCAAACUCAAUCCAGCACCCCAGCCCGUCCACUUGCCUGCAAACCUUCCCUUCUCCUUCCUCUCUCGAUCUCCCUCUCGCUCACGGCUCACCCUCGCUGCCUCUCGCUCUCUGCCUCCUCUUCUCUUGCUCGUCCCCUCGCGCUUGCCCUCCCUCUCUGCCUCUCUCUUGCUCUCGCUCGCCCUCGCUCUCUCUCUCUUGCUCUCGCUCGCCUUCGCCCCCACGGUCGCUCGGCCAGUCGGCCUCGCCCUCUUGCUCGCUGCCCUGGCCCCUGCCUCUGAUCCCCCCCCCCAAACAUCCAGAUUUGCUUCAUUCGAGCCCAGGGGAAGUCUCAUCUCAUCCAAUAUUAUGACUCAAGCUCUACUGGCUCAUUUUUCCUUGGAGAGACCAACUUAUAGAAAAAAAUUAAAAAAGGCUCUGAACCCAGGCUAAUCUGAAUUAGAUGUUGUGUCCCAGAACGUGAAGGAUCAUGGUGGCAUUCAAAAAUAGGUACAUGGUAAUGGAAAUUUUUCUAGAUCCCAAUAGAGAUCUUGCAGCAGAAGAUCCUAUUAUAGUCACCCAAUUUAAUGUCUCAAAAGCAAUCAAGGACAGUCUUCUUGAAAAUUUUGGAGAGUGUGGUCUAGCUUCAUCACUUGGGUCAUUCCAAGUGAAGUACGUGAAUCCCAUCACAAAACUUUGCAUCAUCAGAGCCUCAAGGGAGGAGUAUCAAAAAGUUUGGUCUGCAAUAACCAUGAUUAGGAGUAUUGGAAAUUGCCCAGUCCUAUUCAAUUUAUUGGAUCUUAGUGGAAAUAUCAAGGCCUGUAAGAAUGCAGCUCUUCAGUGUGAUGAAUUGAAAUUUGAGCAGUACAAGCUUGUGAUGGGAGAUAGACUCACAGGUGACGUCAGCCAGCACAUGCAGAACUGCCUUGAGAAAAUUAAGACUUUGGAACACUGAAAGAAAGAGAUUGUCAGUGCCCUAUGUUUCAGUUUAUACUAGAUCGUUGGUGAGUGUUAUCAUUAUUUCCUAACAUGGUUCAUGUCAUCUGAACUCUCAUGUAUUUUUCUUGAUGGAAAUAAAGAAUUCUAUUUAAUUUA
This is a messenger RNA of Diospyros lotus (date-plum), 1074 nucleotides long. RefSeq names its product probable ribonuclease P/MRP protein subunit POP5. The record is from RefSeq and is a predicted model, not a curated record. Gene Ontology annotation, cellular component: ribonuclease P complex. Gene Ontology annotation, biological process: tRNA 5'-leader removal. The transcript has 5 exons. NCBI's taxonomy places the organism in Eukaryota, Viridiplantae, Streptophyta, Magnoliopsida, Ericales, Ebenaceae. Bases 470 to 934 code for a protein of 154 amino acids.